AUGCCCAAGGACACUGGCAGUUUUUCAUGCUCCUUUGUUCUCCAGGAAGGACUACUGUACACCACAUCGUUUUGCCUAAAAAAACAUCCAAAUACUCACCCCAAUGAACUCUCCUCUCCCACCAUUGCAAUCGAUUAUCCUAGAGUCUAUGAGCUCCUUGGCGGUUAUGAUGGGUCGAGCAACCGGCAAUGCCAAUGUCAAGCGCGAGCUUUUGAUGUCUUUAACCGCGCCAUUGAGCAGAAGGCCGGUAUCAACCUCGCUAACUACUACGAUAUCCUCAUUGAGGCCUCUGGUGCCAAUGAGCGUAUCUAUAUCUCUUGCUUUCAGGGCAUGCACGACCGCCAAGUCAUGAACCCGCAAGAGGACUGCGCACUGUUCUUCUAA
Messenger RNA from Penicillium cosmopolitanum, 384 nucleotides. RefSeq lists its product as uncharacterized. NCBI's taxonomy places the organism in Eukaryota, Fungi, Ascomycota, Eurotiomycetes, Eurotiales, Aspergillaceae. The record is from RefSeq and is a predicted model, not a curated record. Bases 1 to 384 code for a protein of 127 amino acids. The transcript has a single exon.